Prorocentrum cordatum is the source of this 960-nucleotide messenger RNA. NCBI's taxonomy places the organism in Eukaryota, Dinophyceae, Prorocentrales, Prorocentraceae. The record is from the annotation of a GenBank genome assembly.
AUGGCGCGGUGGCGGAUCACCCAGUUCACGCCGGCCAGCGCAGAGGUGCAGCCGAAGAAUUUCCAGGAGCGGGUGUGUGCGGUCCUCGUGAUCCUCGCAGGCAUGGUCGGGUUUUCUACGUUCGUGAGCAGCAUCACGCAGGCUAUGGCCCGCCUGCAUCACGCCCGCAGGGCCGAGCUGGAGCAGCAUGCGCGCAUGAGGCGCUUCUUCAUCGAGAACCAGAUCUCCUUCGACGUGGGCAAUCGAAUCAAUAUUUUCCUCAAGGAGCGCAACUUCAACAGGCAGAGCAGGACCUUCGAGAGCGACGUGGCCAGCUUCGCCAUUCUGCCCGAGGGCCUGCGCCGCGAGCUCCACGCGGAGAUGUACCGCCCGGUGGCGGCCACGCAUUAUUUCCUGCACCAUGCCCUCCAUUUGGACCAGGGCUUCGCGGAGGAACUUUGCCACCACGCCAUGUCCGAGUUCUCCGUCGAGCGGGCCGGGGAGCUCUUCGGACCACCCCACGGGGCGUCAGAGGCCGCCUUCCACGUCCGCAGCGGCGUCGGGGAUUACGUCCGGCGGGGAGGUCAGGCCCUGGCCGCCAUGCGCUUGGCCGGAAAGUGGCUGUGCGAGGUGGCUCUGUGGCUGGAGUGGAGGCCUCGCGGCAGCAUCGUCGCGACGUCGAUGCUGGAGUGCGUCGCCCUCGACGCCCCAGCGUUCAGGAAGUUGGCCAGCAGCAAGGCGAUCCUCCUCCUCGUCUGCGCGAGGUACGCGAGGGAGUACAGGAGCCACCUGAUCGCCGCCGAGGACCGGGAGACCUCGGCGGAGCUGGGCUUCAAUAUGGAGGUGCAGGAGCAGAUGGUCAGCGCGGCGUUCUCGGAUUCCGACGUUUUCGCGAGGUCAGAGACAUUCAGCAGCUACGUCAGAGUCUCCAGCCCGCUCGCCCGGCUCGGCCCCAGAGCGUUCCGCAGAGCAGUCCAGUAG